Vicia faba (fava bean) is the source of this 552-nucleotide messenger RNA. The record is from the annotation of a GenBank genome assembly. Lineage: Eukaryota; Viridiplantae; Streptophyta; Magnoliopsida; Fabales; Fabaceae.
AUGACGACCAACAAACUGCCCAGGUCCUGUAUUGAUGAAAUCCAAGGUUUGCAAAGAAGAUUUGUGUGGGGUGAUACCGAUGAUAAACGAAAAAUCCAUGUUGUUGCAUGGGAUACGGUUACGCUGAAAGAUUUACAUGUGCUUAGAAGCAAGUACAAAAUUUACAAUAGCAACGAUUACUUGAACAAGAAAGUUGAUGCUUCAAGUUUGUGGCAGGAUAUUGUUGCUGCUAUUCCUGUUAUGUUAAAGACUGGUAGAUGGCAAGACGGGAGACAGGAACUUGCAGGUACUAGAAACAAUGAAUUUUCAAUAAAGGAGAUGUUUAAGGAGAUAGAGGGAUAUAAGUUCAAAAAUGCCGAUGGAGAUUGGAAUAAGAUCUGGAAAGCUUUGGUGCCGAAGAGGUGUAAAAGUUUUCUUUGGAUUCUCAAGCAUGAUAGGUUAUUAACAAAUUUUAGUAAGAGUAAGAAAGGCCUCGGCAGUGCGGUUUGGAAAAGCUUGGUUCCUAGUGACAUCCUUGUUGACUUCUUCAGAGUGGAUCAAGUUAAAUCUUAA